UCCAUUCCACAAGAACCACACAAAAUGUUCUCCCAAACUUUCCGCCGUGCCGCAGCUCAGUCUGUCCGGUCUCCCCUCGCGGGAAAGUGAGACUCCCCCGAAGACACACCUACCUCCUCUAUCCCCAGACCGAAUGCUUCCGAUGUAGACAAUGGACCAGUAUAAGGCUUGACCAUUCCUUGUGUGUUGUCGGUGUGGCCAUUGGAUACACAACACGCCACAAGAUCCGGAGCCGGGCGGACGCCCUUAAGACCUUGAUGGAAUACAUUGGAUGCAUAGAUGCUAACUCGACAUUUUUCAUCUAGGUACUCCGUCGCUCCUCACGUCGCCGGUUAUACCGUCGGUUCUGCCACUACGAUCGGAACCAUCGCUGCUACCUUCGGUGUCAGCGCUGGUGUCUUCGCCCUCUUCUUCUUCGGCGAGGUCCCUCGUGUCCGCAAGGAUAUCCUCCAGAAGCUCCCCUUCUUCGACACCUACCUUGACCGAACCAUUGCUCCUGAGGACAACCCUUUCUAAACGCUUUAUCUCUUUGUCGCGUACGUCAGUCGGUCAACUAUCUUAUCGCGUUCCCAUGCUCUCCCUGUGCGGAUGCCGCUGCCAGACAAUGGAUAGAUAGAUGGUGUAUGA
Messenger RNA from Aspergillus versicolor CBS 583.65, 627 nucleotides. Its product is annotated as cytochrome b-c1 complex subunit 10. The transcript is spliced from 4 exons. Bases 280 to 516 code for a protein of 78 amino acids. The record is from RefSeq and is a predicted model, not a curated record. Gene Ontology annotation, biological process: mitochondrial electron transport, ubiquinol to cytochrome c. NCBI's taxonomy places the organism in Eukaryota, Fungi, Ascomycota, Eurotiomycetes, Eurotiales, Aspergillaceae.